Silurus meridionalis is the source of this 2904-nucleotide messenger RNA. It is a transcript of the gene crtac1b, whose product is annotated as cartilage acidic protein 1b. Lineage: Eukaryota; Metazoa; Chordata; Actinopteri; Siluriformes; Siluridae. The coding region runs from base 142 to 2130 and encodes 662 amino acids. Gene Ontology annotation, biological process: axonal fasciculation. The record is from RefSeq and is a predicted model, not a curated record. The transcript is spliced from 15 exons. Gene Ontology annotation, molecular function: calcium ion binding.
UUGUGUAAGUAAAAAAAGAAAGAAAGAGAGAGAGAGGGAGAGAGUGUUCUCUAGUCUAGCACACGAGAUCGGUCCCACGACAUCCGCUGGGAAUCGCAUCGGAGGAACUCGUUUAUCUGAGUGACAACGUCUUGUUCAUGCAUGUGUGUGAGUGCAUUCUCUCGGGGCUCUCGGCAUGUCACCUAUAGAAAGUUUACCAGUGGACCAUCAGGAUUCAUUGCAUGCCGCCAGGUGACCAUGUCAUUGUGGAUAAUAGCGGCUGUGCUCAGAAUGGUGGGUCAGUGCUUGGCUCAGCGCUCUGAGCCCAUGUUUGUAUCCGUCACUCAGAGUGUGCUGCCCUCUGACUAUGAGAACAACCCCACUCAGCUGAAUUAUGGCGUGGCUGUUACUGAUGUGGAUGGGGAUGGGGACCUAGAAAUAUUUGUGGCUGGGUACAAUGGCCCAAACCUGGUGCUGAAGUACGAUAAAGCAAAGAAGAGAUUAGUCAACAUUGCCGUAGACAACCGCAGUUCGCCAUAUUAUGCACUUAGAGACCGACAGGGUAAUGCAAUUGGAGUCACAGCAUGUGAUAUAGAUGGCGACGGGAGGGAGGAGAUCUAUGUUCUUAACACCAAUAAUGCUUUCUCUGGUCGAGCAACAUACACUGAUAAGCUCUUCAAGUUUCGCAAUGGACGCUUUGAAGAUCUUCUUAAUGAUGAGAUAAACGAACAGAGAGAUGUUGCGAAUCGAAUGGCAGGUCGUUCUGUAGCUUGUGUGGAUAGAAAGGGAACCGGGCGCUAUGCAAUCUACAUUGCCAACUACGCCAGUGGGAACGUAGGACCACAUGCUCUGAUUGAAAUGGAUGAAAGCGCCAGCGACCUGUCAAUGGGGAUUAUUGCGCUGUCUAACGUGGCAGAGCAGGCAGGAGUUAACAAGUUUACAGGUGGACGUGGCGUUGCAGUGGGGCCAAUACUCAGUCAGACCCUUCCUGAUAUAUUCUGUGACAAUGAGUACAGCCCCAACUUUCUGUUCCGCAACAACGGAGAUGGGACAUUUACAGAUGUGGCUGCACAGUCAGGACUUGAGGACCCAAUGCAGCAUGGCCGUGGAGUAGCUCUAGCAGAUUUUAAUCGGGAUGGGAGGACAGACAUUGUGUAUGGCAACUGGAAUGGGCCGCAUCGACUAUACCUGCAAUUAAACAAUAACCGCAAGCAGAGAUUCAAGGACAUUGCAUCGCAGAAGUUUUCCAUGCCGUCUCCUGUGCGCACAGUCAUCGCAGCAGACUUUGACAAUGACAAUGAGCUGGAGGUCUUUUUCAACAACAUUGCAUACAGAGGUCCAUCAGCCAACAGACUGUUUAGAGUGUCUCGAAGAGAAAAUUCAGACCCACAUAUAGAGGAGCUGAACAUUGGGGAGUCAGCUGAGCCAGAAGGCAGAGGAACAGGAGCUGCAGUGACUGAUUUUGAUGGAGACGGACUGUUAGAUCUGCUAGUGACACACGGCGAGAGUGCAGCUCAGCCUAUCACUGUGUACCGAGUGAACCAAGGAUCAUCUAACAGAUGGCUCCGUGUAAUUCCACGCACUCGGUUUGGCGCUUAUGCUCGAGGGGCCAAAGUGGUGGUCUACACUAAAAGAAAUGGCGUUCACACACGGAUCAUCGAUGGAGGUUCUGGAUACCUGUGUGAAAUGGAACCUGUGGCUCACUUUGGACUCGGGAAAGACGUGGCCACCAAUGUGGAGGUGUACUGGCCAGAUGGACGCUCUACAGCCAGACCAUUGGAGCUCAGUGACCUGAACACAGUUAUGGAGAUCGACUAUCCAACAUCUGAGGAGGAGGUGACCCCAGCGGUCGAGCUGGAGUGUGGAGAUGGAUUUUUUGUUAAUGAAAAUGGCCGUUGCUCUGAUGAGGACGAGUGUACACACUUUCCCUCAGUGUGUCCCCACGAGCGUCCUGUCUGCACCAAUACAUAUGGGAGCUUCAAAUGCCGCUCAAAGAAGAAGUGUAACCAGGGAUACGAGUCCAACGAUGAGGGAUCAGCCUGUGUGGCUCAAGUAGCCUACUUUGAAGAAAACAGAUCUUUUGCCUUUAAACAGUGGCCUUCUCAUUACUGCUUACUGUGUCUAACUCUGCUCGCUCUGUUCAGUGUCUGACCUGCUGACGGCUUCCUUCUUUCCUCAUCAUCACUCCUCCUCUGCUGUGCAUUCUUUCUGUCCUGUGUAUUGGGAGUCGCCUGUAAACUGAACUCUCGUUGGACUCAUAGCUCUCACCGUGACCCUUGCUGUGUCUUAUUUUCUGCUCUAAUACUUGUAGGAUAGACAAUGUGCAUGCCCACAGGAAUGUACAGGAGUUUCAAAGAAGAAAACAUUUUGAAAAGAGUUUGAAAAAGAAAACAAUAAAAAGAUUCAACACACCAAGCUUUAAGAAGAAAGGCAUCAUAUGGCUGAAGAAAUAAUGAUGUCAAAUUAUUUUCAUCCAAAAGCCUGGAUAUUAUUUUAUGUAAAUGUCCAUAUUAAAUAAUAAUUCAAAGAAUAUAUAUUUAAGGUCACAGGUUGUUCUGUAAUGUUUCAUUAAAAAAUGGACCAGCAACCAAAUUACUGUUGUUGUUGUUCUAUGAAAUCUACAUAAAGGCCGCUAUUUAUCAUUGCACGGUAUUUUACUGGUUAAUGCAUUGCCAAAUAUUAUUUUUUAAAUAUUUAUUUCAUAUAUUUUAUUGCUUUCUUAUUUAAUAAAAACAUGAACUAUCUCUCCCCAAAUAAUUAUUUGUAGAUUUUUUUUAUUUAUUGGCAUGAAAAUGAUAAAGUAAAUUUAUUUUGCUGUAAAUAUUAUUUGCUUAUAGGAAACAUUCAAAGCCAGAGGUUGUUUGUUGGGUGUGGGUUGUAGAUUGUCUGCAGUUUAUUAUUUAAUAAAAUGGAUCAAAAAACAAA